Molecule: messenger RNA, 1105 nt
Organism: Pocillopora damicornis (cauliflower coral)
Lineage: Eukaryota; Metazoa; Cnidaria; Anthozoa; Scleractinia; Pocilloporidae
Source: RefSeq, a predicted model, not a curated record
UCGAUUAUGGAACCCUGCUUGGCGCCUAUCGCAUGGGAGACAUCUUGCCAUAUGAUCACGAUGCCGACAUUUCUUAUAUUUUGGAAACCGAGAAGCCGGAAGCUUUCCGUGAACUGCGUGAGCUUGGAAUGCAAGCCAAUGGUUUGGUUGCAGUAUUAGGGGAUGUGACUGUGGAUUUUAUGAGAUGGCAACCAGUGAACGUAUCAAGUUACAUUUCUGGCAAAACUGAAACAAUGCUACGCAAAUAUUAUCCUCCUUCAUCAAAGGACAAUCUCAUUCUGAAAUACCAUCAUACGUUGGAAACUUCUCCCAUGUCGUGGGUGGUACCAUUCAAAAAGUUCUAUUUCCAGGAAGUGAACGUCGCACUUCCCAACUCACCGGAUAAAUUACUGGCCUUUAGAUACCCGUAUACGUUCGGAACGCUUGGAUUACCGUUUCCUUAUAAGUGGAAAUGCUGGGUGCCCUGUUAUUUGAGAAAAAGCAAUGGCUGCUAAAGGUAUCGAAUGAAUUAAAACCGAAAAUGUGCACUGUGCUACUACGCUAGUUAAAUUGUCCAUCGCUCUGACGAAGGGCUAACGCUCGAAACGUCAGGUUUUAAACACUUUACGGUGACUAAUUUACGUUAUCAACUCAGUUAAUAAUACCAAAUUACCCUGUUAUACUCUCACACUGACGCAACACCACAGUUUCUUAGGAAACAUACACCUUUUAUUCAUACGCUUGAUAAAUACGACAACGCAAUAACGCCUAAAUGCGUAAAUGCAUCCGUUGGCAUACGCAAGAAAAGUGAAGCACUAUCCGGAAUGCAGUUGUCCACAAGGUUAGAGCGCACUGUCCUGAGCGUUGGGAAGGUAAUUACGUUGUUUAUUUUGGCGAAACAUUUUAAUUUCACUACGACUCUCCCCACGUAUUAGUAGCCUGCGUAGCGGAUGGUUUUUUGUGCUUCAUAGCGCACACAAAACCGCUGCUAACGCAGGCCCAAGGGGCGGCAAUAAUGAAUCCAAUCAGAGGGCUGCAGGAAGAAAACCAAAGUACGAAGAUGCAGAGAGGAUCAAGUGGAAUAUGAGAAUCCAUAUGUUAAUUUUUUUAGGGGUUUUAAGGAAAU